UCAUCAUCAUCGCGCCCGGGUGUCAUCAAAACUGCUCCUCCUGACCACUUCUGACCUGCUGGUCAAUGGAAACACCCUCUCGAUUGGUUUAGCCAUGGGAGUUCCCUACUUCCUGGUCAAGUCUGUUCUCGCAGGAAUUCCUAUCGGACUCGCCUUCCUGGAUAUUGUUGGUUAUGUCGCCCGGGUCGAAGGAGCCUCCAUGCAGCCUGCGCUCAAUCCUGGCCACACCGACACGGAUUACGUCUUCCUCUCGCGCUGGAGCGUGAGACAUCUCGAGCUCCAUCGCGGCGACGUUGUGAGUCUCGUUUCGCCGAAGCAUCCGGAGAGACGCAUCCUGAAACGCGUCCUGGCCCUCGAGGGCGAUGUCAUCUCCACGAUUGGCUACUACAAGCCCUACGUCACCGUUCCUGAGGGCCACUUCUGGAUAGAAGGCGACAACACGGGCAAUUCUCUGGACAGCAACACGUUCGGGCCAGUCGCGCUGGGCCUGGUGACAGCCCGCGCCACGUGCAUCGUAUGGCCUCCGUCGCGUUGGCAGAUCCUGCCCUCCUUCAUGCCCCCCAAACGACAGCCCAUCGUGCGGAGUGAAAAAGCCUCGUAG
Molecule: messenger RNA, 601 nt
Organism: Phlebotomus argentipes
Lineage: Eukaryota; Metazoa; Arthropoda; Insecta; Diptera; Psychodidae
Product: mitochondrial inner membrane protease subunit 2
Exons: 2
Coding region: 95-601 (168 amino acids)
Biological process (GO): mitochondrial respiratory chain complex assembly
Cellular component (GO): membrane; mitochondrial inner membrane peptidase complex
Molecular function (GO): serine-type endopeptidase activity
Source: RefSeq, a predicted model, not a curated record